AUGCUUGUGAACUCCUGUUUCACAUUAAGCGUUUCCACCUGACUCAACACCACAGGAGUCGGGCUUUGGUUCAGCUCGCACACGGCUAAUCUAAAUACUGCGGGAGCCAAAAGAAAACAAAACAACAACCCUGCAGCUCUGACUUCAGGUCAGAUUUACAGCUUCAGCCAAAGUCCUGCUUCGGACCAGAGAAGUUUCCAGGUUUGGCAGUCAGGAUGCCCGAGAGCUUUGACUAUGAGAAGAACGAGAAGCGCUACUGCAUUCGAGGUAAGCAUGCAGCCAUCAUCUGUGUGACGGCGGUGGUUUGCUCCCUGGCUGUGGGUUUGGGGGUGGGCCUCAGUAGGUCCACCUCAUCCACAGCAAAACCUACAGCAGAACCCACAGCAGAACCUACACAGCCCCCUCCACCUGGCAGAGGGCCCUGCCAGCCUUCAUCUGACUCCACUGGGGACUGGAAGAAUUUCCGUCUGCCUGAUUAUGUAAAACCGGUCCACUAUGACCUGCACCUGGAGCCGGACAUGGUCGAUGACACCUACACGGGUACUGUGGACAUCCAUGUGGAGGUCAGUAAAUCCACCCGCCACCUGUGGCUGCACAUCAGGGAGACGUUCGUCAGCACCAUGCCCAAGCUGAAGGUCCUGGACAGUCAGGGGAAGCAGAGGGAGGUGGAGGUGAAGCACUGCUUUGAAUACAAACCUGAGCAGUAUGUGGUGGUGGAGGCCGCGGAGGAGCUGCCCAUCUCUGGACCCGGAGAGGUUUAUGUCCUCAGUCUGGACUUCCAGGGCUGGCUCAACGGCUCUGUGGUGGGAUUCUACAGGGUCAUCUACACAGAGGAGGGUGUCACCAAGAAGAUUGCUGCAACUGAUCAUGAGCCAACGGACGCCCGCAAGUCUUUCCCCUGCUUUGAUGAACCCAACAAGAAAGCCACCUAUACAAUUUCCAUCACUCAUGAUGAGCAAUAUGGUGCUCUGUCCAACAUGCCACCAGUGGGCUCUCCUGAAAAACUUCCUGGCGGUAAAAUGAAAACGUCCUUCCAGAAGUCCAUUCCCAUGAGUACCUACUUGGUUUGUUUCGCUGUGCACAAGUUUGGGUAUGUGCAGAAAACAUCUGCCAGUGGCAUUCCUCUGAGAAUCUACGCCCAGCCGAGUCAGUUGGCAACAGCGGAGUAUGCAGCGAACACAACCAAAAUCAUCUUUGACCACUUUGAGGAGUAUUUCGGCAUGCCCUACUCCAUCUCAAAGCUCGAUAAGAUUGCCAUCCCUGACUUUGGUACCGGUGCCAUGGAGAACUGGGGUCUGAUCACUUACAGGGAGACCAAUCUUCUGUAUGACAAGGACCAGUCGUCGUCCUCCAACAAGGAGCGGGUGGCCAGCGUCAUCGCCCACGAACUGGUCCACCAGUGGUUUGGAAACAUCGUCACCAUGGACUGGUGGGACGACCUCUGGCUCAACGAGGGUUUUGCCAGUUUCUUUGAGUACAUCGGAGUGGAGGAGGCCGAACCUUCCUGGGAAAUGAGAGACAUCAUGAUCGUCAGUGACGUGCUUCCCGUCAUGGUGAACGACGCCCUCCUUUCAUCUCAUCCGAUCAUCGUGAACGUGUCGAGUCCGGCAGAAAUCACCUCUGUGUUCGACGCCAUCUCCUACAGCAAGGGAGCAUCUGUUCUCAGGAUGCUGGAGGACUGGAUGGGCAGAGAUGUGUUCAGAGACGGCUGCAGAAAAUAUUUACAAGACUACCACUUCAAGAAUGCCAAAACGGCCAACUUCUGGGCCUCUCUCGCAGAAGUGAGUGGGUUGCCCAUUGCAGAGGUUAUGGACACCUGGACCAAGCAGAUGGGUUAUCCUGUCGUGGAUCUGAUCGCCUCAGGAACCGAAGCCAAACUGACCCAGAGGCGUUUUCUCCUGGACCCCUUAGCUGACGCCAGCAAGCCUCCUUCACCUUUUCGAUACAAGUGGACAAUUCCAGUCAAAUGGCAUUCUGUGCAGAGUGACAAGAACAUGGUGACGAUGUUUGACAAAGACAGUGCAGAGCACGUCAUCGGGAACUACUCGUCAGCAGAAGACGGACUGCUGAAGAUCAAUAAUGACCAUAUUGGCUUCUACAGAGUCAAUCAUGAAGACCACAUGUGGACUGACAUCAGUCAGCAGCUUCAGACUAACCACUCGGAGUUCGACGCAGCUGAUCGAACAAGCUACAUCGAUGAUGUGUUUGCUCUUGCUAGGGCUGAUGUUGUGGAUUAUGGUAAUGCCUUUAAUCUCACCAUGUAUCUUCAAAAUGAGUCCGACUACAUCGUGUGGAGUCGAGUGGCCGCUUCUAUCGCCUACGUCCGGGACAUGCUGUCCAACGACGACGACCUUUACCUGCUGUUUCAGAAACUGUUUCGUCAACACGUCAAACCGAUUUCUACUCGACUUGGGUGGAAGGAUGAAGGAACGCAAACCGAAAGGUUGCUGAGGGAAACUGUGCUCACCAUCUCAUGUCAGAUGAAUGACCAGGACUCUCUGAAUCAAGCCUCUCAUAUUUUUGACCAGUGGAUCGACGGGACUCUAAGCGUUCCUGUGAACCUCAGGCUGCUCGUGUAUCGCUACGGCAUGAGGAACUCGGGCUCUGAGGAAAAGUGGAAUAUCAUGUUUCAGAGGUACAAAGACUCGACUCUGGCUCAGGAGAAGGACAAGCUGCUGUACGGGCUGGCUUCUGUGGAGGACGUCAAUCUUCUUUAUAAGCUCCUGGAGGCGACUAAAGAUGAGAACGUGGUGAGGAGUCAGGAUGUGUUCACCGUGGUGCGCUACGUGUCGUACAACUCGCUGGGUCAGACCAUGGCCUGGGACUGGACCACUUUAAACUGGGACUACCUGGUCAACAGAUACACCAUCAACGACAGAAACCUCGGCCGCUUGCCCAAUCAAAUCACAACCACCUACAACACCGAGCUCCAGCUCUGGAAGAUGGAGCAUUUCUUCCAGCUGACGCCGGACGCCGGUGCCGGAGAGAUGCCGAGGCAGCAGGCGCUGGAGACUGUGAGGAACAACAUGGAGUGGCUGAAGAGGAACAGGGAUGAGAUCGGAACCUGGCUGAAGAACAACGUGAAGUGAAACGGAACAAAGAUCCUCUGCUUCCUGCAGGAAACAAGAUGAUUUUUCAAAUUUUACUCUCAGGAUGAUGCAGUUUUUACUACAAAAUACAUGAAAACUAACUAACGUAAAAUUUUGAAUUAAAGUAUUGACAUUUUCAUAAACCUCCAUGAAAACUGAAACUGUUGCUUCUAAAGCACCUUGGAUGCAUCAUGCCUUCUGAAUAAUUCAGAGAAUUUGACUAUAAUCCCACCUUGUUUCAGAGCAUGUUGUCAGCGUUCAUCCUUCUGAAAGCCAAAGACGUCAAGCUGAAUGAACUUUUUAAAUUUUUUAUUUACAUUACUUUAUUUAUCUCAUUCUGAGCCAUCAGCUAUGAUUAAGGGGGACAGUUUUACUACUUUAAAGAACAAUUUAACAGAUGUUUUAAUCCUCCAGAUUACAAACACUGGGAACUCUAAAAACAUGAAAAUAAAAACAGCAAUUCCUACAA
Messenger RNA from Nematolebias whitei (Rio pearlfish), 3558 nucleotides. Its product is annotated as glutamyl aminopeptidase. The transcript is spliced from 21 exons. Gene Ontology annotation, biological process: peptide catabolic process; proteolysis. The record is from RefSeq and is a predicted model, not a curated record. Gene Ontology annotation, cellular component: cytoplasm. Bases 216 to 3089 code for a protein of 957 amino acids. NCBI's taxonomy places the organism in Eukaryota, Metazoa, Chordata, Actinopteri, Cyprinodontiformes, Rivulidae. Gene Ontology annotation, molecular function: peptide binding; zinc ion binding; metalloaminopeptidase activity.